AUUACGCACUAGGAUACUUUGCUAUCCACAUAUUAGCAAAGGCUGCUUACAUUGAGCUAUAAUUAUAGCAAUAUUAGCUAAUUUGUUUUCGUUUUAGAGCUAACAUUUCUUCGAAUCGGACAAGCAAAAUAGUUUUUUGUAACCUUCUUCUGACGUUGUUUUGCCUAAGCUCUCUUGGAAAUACGUUAUCAUUGUUAUUCACUCACGUUCGUAUACAUCCCAUUUUUGGCCGUCGUCCUUGCAAUUUUUACCAUCGUGCAUUAAAAGGCGUCUCUAGCUCUGCGCCAUAUUAAAAUUUGCACGCGGCAGAUAGAAGAUACCGGUGCCUACCGCCAAAUUCUCCUGACCGACCUUUCGCUAUUUUUUCGGUGGAAAAUGGAUUUCUGGCAAAUGGCUUCCUUUCUGAACACCUUGAUGGUGUUGAUGAAUUAUGCCGGCGGUCAGCAAGUGGACGGACGGCAUUUUCUGACAGUUCCGGAUCAAUUUACGGCAAAAGUGGAACUGGUGCUGCUUAAUCAGAAUCUCGUGGAGGAAUUCCAUAUUAUGUACGAUCGUGAUCUGAAUUUAGUCAAAUACGAAUACACACUGGACAACAAAGUGCCGCCCUACCACACUAGCAAUCCCAUAAGGACAAUCUGGGACUUCAAUACCGGUACAAUCUACGAUAUUGAUACAACAACGAAUUUAUGCAGUAUUAGCUAUGCCGAUCCUAACGGAACCGCAACGGAUAUUAGUACACAUUCGCUAGUUCGCAUGCUCAGUCCGGAGCAGCUGUUUUCCACGAACGCAAUGUUGACCUUUUCAAAGAAGGAUCUCACGCGCGGCAUGCAGUCGGACGUAUGGUCCGCCGAUAUGAGCGAUUUUUACCUAGCCGGUUAUGGUUAUCGCAAGACCCACCACACCUUGCGCACUCUUGCCGGCACCGUCCGCAAGUAUUACAAGGGUACGGACCGGCAAGGCGUCCUUUUGCAGCGCGCGAUUUAUCUCCAAGACAAUGAAUCGGAUCCUGUGAUGACCAUUAAUUAUUUCGACUUUGAUGCGCCUACCAGUCCGAAGCUAUACGAUUUCAGUGUUUUGUCCUGUCUGAAUAAUGUCAAAACGGAGCCGACAGAGGAAAUUAUGGUACGCUUUCCCGGCUGGAGGACCAAUGUGGGAAUGAGUUUAUUAGCCAUGGAUCAGGAUCCGGCGGUGCUGAAAGUGCGCCGGCAAAUGUGGAAGGAAAUGACCAAAGCCAUGGGAAUAUCUCCACUGCGUAGUAUAGGAAACUUCUGGAGCUGGGACGAUUGGAAUAGUUAUUUUACGACUGUUAUUCUGCCCCGACCUAAUCCGACCAACUUCUACGAUAAAAUGAUUGGCACCGCACCAGUGCGAUUUCAAGGUGUCGGAGUACAGGAGUCCACCGGCGGCAGGGCCUUUGAACUGGGAUUUCAAAUGCUUAUUCAGACCUGCGCUGAACGAUGUAUGUCGGAUAAGAAGUGCAAACAGUUUGCAUGGUGCCCGGGCAACACCAGCUGGAAGAUGUAUACCUGCGUGCUGCAGCCGGACACCAAUGUGGACGGUGCCGGCGAACAAAACGUUCUGCAUAACUGCGAAUUUUAUCGAGGGAAAUACGCCGAUAAAGAUGCACAACCGGACGUAACGGAGGCACUGGAUACAUUAGGCCAGCUGGUCAUACAAAGACGGUUUUCCCUGAAAGCGGGCGGAGAUAAAUCCCUGAUCGCGGAUCAAAUACGACGGAAUGUGUCACUGAUGUCAACAACCAAAGGAGAAAAACAAGCGGAGACAUUCAGUCUGUAUAGACCUUACUCGGUGUUACGAACAGCGCGGGUGACCUUUAAUAAGCUGACCAAUAAGCAGUGUAUGGAAAAAUGCUUGCAAGAGGAUCGUUUUGUUUGCCAGUCCAUUUCGAUAUGCGGUUUCGGAGACUGCUCACUGACCGAGUACCAUGGCGAUGAGAUAGUUCUCAAAGGCGACAAUUUAAUUGCCAACCAUUCGCACUGCGCUAUUUGGUCGCGAGUAUGGACGAAUGAAUACAUCAAGGUUUCUCCUGCCUUUUUUCGGUCAUUACCACCUGUUACCUCUUCGACAGACUUGGCAUUUGUUGAGAGAGAAGAAACGUGUGCGAAGCGAUGUACAUUUUCCACGGAAGCCGAUGGCUGCGAAUCAUUCGUCUACUGUGCUAAAGGUCAAACUGCAACAACCCAGAAAUCGACUUGUAUGCUCUACAGCCAGCAUGUGUUCGAUCAGCCGGAAGAAAAUCCGGCUGAAGAGGUUACCAAUGUAACCUGUUCGUACUACACGCAAAACUAUUUAACCAGUUUCAAGUCACUUCGUGGCUUAUCGUUAACCAAGCGGGAAGACCAUGAAAUCGCCGAAAUCGAAGUGCCGGCUCGAUUGGGCGAAUGGCGAUGUGCCAAGGCAUGCAUUGAUAUUCUGGGGGACAGCGGUUGUCUGUCCAUGGAAAUCUGCUUGAACAACCCCGGAAAUGCGGCACGCAGUCCUGACUCCACCAACCGGUGUAGAUUUUCAUCGGUUUUCGUAUCCACAAACCGGAAAAAGCCCUCUAAUAUAACAUAUUCCAACGAUGCCUGCACUGUGUAUUCACGGUCGAAAUAUCUGGAUGGCAGUCCGGUAACAGAAAGGACAAGUGCUAGUUCGAAAGUCACGAAGCUUGAUAAGCGCUCCGAUAUUAUCACGCAAGUAUGCGUGGCUGGCGGUCACGGCUAUUCGGCCACUGAUAUGACCGUUUUGGCGCUGAGUAUGCUUAUCGCCGGCUGCGGUCUAGUUGGUGGCUGUAUUUUUCAUCUCCAAGCGUUUCCUUCCCGUUAGAGAAAUUGGAUUUGUACGGUUUUCGGACGCGAAAUCUGGCUAGAACAGGAUGCUGAUUUUUCGUUAUGUAUAUCUAAUGUACAUAUACAGUCAAUAUGCUCAAUGUCCGUUAGUAAAAGGGAGACAUGCACUUUAAUUAUUCUUCGUCGUUUCGUGAGUGUCAGUAUGUUUUGGCAGUACUGUACAUGAGCGGUCAUAGUAGUUAUGUCCCUUUGCGUUUGUAAUAGCUCCGACUCUGAGUCGAGUCCGUACGUGUUUUUAUAAAUGUUUUCUGUGCAAUUUUUCUAUAAAUAAAAGAAUUUGAAAUCAAAACAAAUAAUACCGUUUAAAAAUUUUUUCUACUGUGCGGUGUGUACAUGACCAUUUGAUGGAAAACUCCCAGUUGACCUUUGAAAGUGGGCGGAUUCUUGUGAACAUGAUCCAAGAACGUAU
Messenger RNA from Paramacrobiotus metropolitanus, 3261 nucleotides. RefSeq lists its product as uncharacterized. NCBI's taxonomy places the organism in Eukaryota, Metazoa, Tardigrada, Eutardigrada, Parachela, Macrobiotidae. The record is from RefSeq and is a predicted model, not a curated record. The transcript is spliced from 10 exons. Bases 376 to 2829 code for a protein of 817 amino acids.